Molecule: messenger RNA, 1500 nt
Organism: Bufo gargarizans (Asiatic toad)
Lineage: Eukaryota; Metazoa; Chordata; Amphibia; Anura; Bufonidae
Product: SLAM family member 8-like
Exons: 5
Coding region: 66-1061 (331 amino acids)
Source: RefSeq, a predicted model, not a curated record
CUUAUAUGCGUUCCUCCUGCUCUGUAAUCACGAGGGGAUUUUUGUGAACAUAUUGGAAGUUUUGGAUGAUAGAGACAGAAAGUCAGUAUCCAAGAAGCCUCAGAUCAGAUCUCGUGGUCAAAAGGAGCACCUCUAUUACCAUGAGGAUGGAUCGGCCACUGCUGACACUCAUUUUCAUAGUGCAAGCAGGUACUGUUUGUACAAUGGAAAAGGUUACCCAGAUAAUAGGAAAGAAAGGAGGAGCUGUACAUCUGCCAGCCAUUGUGCCACCUAAAUUUAAUACCAGGGACGUCUUUUGGAGACAUUUGUCACCUACAGAUCACUUGGUGGCUUCCUUUUCCCGAGGAUCAUUCGACACAACAUAUCAGUCUUGGUUCUACGAGAGAGUCCAGCUUCUUCACAACUUUACUUUGGUUAUCCUAAAUCUAGAACUGGUGGACACUGGGAUAUUCACUUGUCAAAUGGUGGACACCAAUGGACACAUGAGGCUUCAUCGGUUCCACCUAAUAGUCUACGUGGUGGUGAAGCCAGAAGUCCAGGUGUAUACAUCCAAAGGAACCGCAGACUGUUCUGUGUUUUUGGCUUGCAAUGCAUCCACAGGAAACAAUGUGACAUACGGCUGGACGACCGACACUGGAGAAGGUCGUCCUCUAAACAGAACUUUUAUGUUACAUGACAACAGUCGCCUUCUUAAGGUUCUUCUUAAUCUAAGUGAUCAGGAGGUUUCCUUUACAUGUAUGGUAGCAAACCCGGUCAGUCAAGAGAAAACAGUCGUAACUCCUUGGAACAAUUGUUUCGUAAAACAGGGAACUGAUGUUGGUUUCUUCAGUGGGAAAGUCGUCUUGGUUAUUGGGAUCUUUCUUGUGGUCACAUUUGCUGUCUUGAUGUUCUUAGUCUUCUUGUUGACCAGAUUCUCUGGUAAAAACAACUUUAAAAACAGAAGAAAAAAGACUUAUCAAAGGACAACUUCACAACUCAAUGAAGAGACUGGAGGUCAAGAAGAAGACUUGAGACUACAGAACAGUGACGUGAGAUCACUACAAAGAGAGACAACUUUGUAGCAUAAAAGAGACAAAGGUCAUAGGAGAGACAGAUCUAAUUAAGAGGAGACAUGGGAUUGGUGGUAGAGAAGGAGACUUCACAAUAUACUGCAAUGCUGCUGAGCCAGUGGAUCUAAGACAAUUAUAUGUGAUCCUGUGCUGAUCAGUUAGUGUAUCUAAGUCUAUCAAGUGUGAUGCUGCCUUUUGAAGCAGCAUAUCUAAAUCUUUCACGUGUAAUACUGUCUACUAAGCCACUGUAUCUACGCCUCUUAUGUGUGAUACUGUCUCCUGACCUGUUGUAUCUAAGCCUAUCAUUUUUUUAUACUGUCUCAGGAAACCACACAGCACUACAUUCCUCCUGUUAAGCAGUUUUAGAAAAUGUUUGUAAAAUUUGUAUAAUGGUGGUAAUGUUAUAUUGCAUCAUGUUGAUAUGGUGACAAGUAUAAAUUUUAUUUUUCUA